CAUACGGCUGAGUCGCUGAUAAGAUUACGGACCUGUAACCGCGUAAUCAGCAGACAAAUCCGGAAUACAGAAGCCUCGAGGAAACAAAGUAACCUAUUUUGCCGUUCAAAACUCGCCAGACUCUCUCUCUCUCUCUCUCUCUCUCUCUGUGAUGCGCCCGAGCAUCGAGUCACAUGGCGGCGUCUUCAAUAGCACGAUCCCCUGUAAACCCUAUUACCCGCCACGUCAUUUGCAGACCCUCGCCGUCCGAUCACCUUUCGAAAACGAGCGUCACGAUUCACGGGCAUUAUCCAAAACGCUGUCGUCAUGUCCCCCUUGUGGCUUCUCUUCACGGGGACACCACCAGAAACAACGACAGGAACGCCCAGGCCCUCGAGUUGCGGAGGGUCCUAGAUGACUUCCCGUACGACGUCAUCCCCAAUGACCCGACUAUGCUUCCAACGCCUUUAUCUUCAACGCAAUUAUCUAAUUCGGUAUCCGAUGGGUCCCGUAUUCGGGUUGCUUAUCAGGGAGUUCCCGGCGCGUACAGCGAAUCCGCUGCUGAGAAAGCGUACCCCAAUUGCGAAGCGGUGCCCUGCGAACAAUUCGACACUGCUUUUGAGGCUGUUGAAAGGUGGCUUGUGGACAGAGCAGUUUUACCAAUCGAAAAUUCUUUAGGUGGGAGCAUUCACAGAAAUUAUGACCUUUUACUGCGGCACAGGUUGCAUAUAGUAGGUGAAGUUAAAUUUGCUGUUCGCCAUUGCUUAUUGGCUAAUCAUGGUGUUGAAGUUGAAGACCUGAAAAGGGUUCUUAGUCAUCCCCAGGCUCUUUCUCAGUGUGAGGACACAUUAACAAAGUUGGGAUUGGUCAAGGAAGCAGUUGACGACACUGCUGGAGCUGCAAAGCAUAUUGCAUCAUACAAACUAAAAGAUGCAGGAGCUGUGGCUAGUGCUACCGCUGCGAUGAUAUAUGGGUUGAAUAUACUUGCUCAAGAUAUUCAGGAUGAUUCUGAUAAUGUUACUCGAUUUCUAAUGCUAGCAAGGGAACCCAUAAUUCCAGGCAUUGAUAGGCCAUUUAAGACAAGCAUCGUUUUCUCACUAGAGGAGGGUCCUGGAGUUCUUUUCAAGGCACUUGCUGUUUUUGCUUUGCGUCAAAUCAACCUUACUAAGAUUGAAAGUCGUCCCCUGCGGAAGCAGCUGUUGGGAGCAUCAGAUGAUAGCAACAAUGGGUAUCCAAAAUAUUUUGACUAUCUUUUCUAUGUGGACUUUGAAGCAUCAAUGGCUGAUGAGAAAGCACAGAAUGCCCUAAGGCAUCUAAAGGAGUUUGCUACCUACUUGCGAGUGCUAGGAAGUUAUCCUGUGGAUACUAGUAUGAUAUAAAUGACCUUUAAAUGUGUCUGCUCUUGCCAAUGCUUAUGCAGGGCCCCUGGAGAGGUAUAUGGUUUUAUACAAACGUGGUUUUCCUUCGCAGCUUUUGUUUGUCUCUGCCCUCAAAUUUCAGGAAAUUGAUUAAAUUUCUUCUCAGAAGAGCCCACAUCUUUUUCAUCGACGAAGUGGAUCACUGCCACUACAGAACUUGGUUCUUACCCAAUUUUGUAGUUUCUUCUCGAUAUAACCAUGUAAUUACCAGUUUCAGUUGAGGUAUUUUUAAUAAUUCUAUUGUAUCCAUGUUGUUUAAAUCAAAUAUAUUUCUAUUCAUUCA
This is a messenger RNA of Carya illinoinensis, 1680 nucleotides long. RefSeq names its product arogenate dehydratase/prephenate dehydratase 2, chloroplastic. Gene Ontology annotation, molecular function: prephenate dehydratase activity; arogenate dehydratase activity. Gene Ontology annotation, cellular component: cytoplasm; chloroplast. The record is from RefSeq and is a predicted model, not a curated record. Lineage: Eukaryota; Viridiplantae; Streptophyta; Magnoliopsida; Fagales; Juglandaceae. The transcript is spliced from 12 exons. Gene Ontology annotation, biological process: L-phenylalanine biosynthetic process. Bases 174 to 1358 code for a protein of 394 amino acids.